CACAUCGAAAGCCGAGAGCAGUGCCAAAGUGUCAAGAAAUAAGAAACGAGCAAACAGAAAAAGUGAAACAUAUUUCGUGCCCCCCAAUUGUGUCCAUAUAAAUCGCCAAAAUUACGCCCCACAUCGGUAUGCAGUCUGCGGAGGGUUCACCAGACAUGAUGGAUCAGAAGUACAACAGCGUCCGGUUGUCCCCAGCGGCAUCAAGCCGCAUCCUUUACCAUGUGCCGUGCAAAGUGUGCCGGGAUCACAGCUCCGGGAAGCACUACGGCAUCUAUGCCUGCGAUGGCUGUGCCGGAUUCUUCAAGCGCAGCAUCCGCCGCUCCCGCCAGUACGUGUGCAAGUCCCAGAAGCAGGGCCUAUGCGUGGUGGACAAGACACACCGGAACCAGUGCCGCGCCUGCCGCCUGCGCAAGUGCUUCGAGGUGGGCAUGAACAAGGACGCCGUGCAGCAUGAGCGCGGCCCACGCAAUUCCACGCUGCGCCGCCACAUGGCCAUGUACAAGGACGCGAUGAUGGGCGCCGGCGAGAUGCAGCAGAUUCCGCCAGAGAUCCUCAUGAACACAGCCGCCCUCACUGGCUUCCCCGGCCUGCCCAUGCCCAUCCCUGGAGUGCAGCGGCCCCACCACCAUGCCGGCCAUCCUGGCCAUCCCGGCCACCCAGCGCUGAGCGCCGCCUUCCAGACGCCGGCCGCUGUGCUGGAUCUCUCUGUGCCCCGUGUGCCCCACCAUCAGGGCCAUCACGGCUUCUUCUCACCCACUGCCGCCUACAUGAACGCCCUGGCCACCCGGGCCCUGCCCCCCACGCCCCCACUGAUGGCCGCCGAGCACAUCAAGGAGACGGCCGCGGAGCACCUGUUCAAGAACGUCAACUGGAUCAAGAGCGUGCGCGCCUUCACGGAGCUGCCGAUGCCCGACCAGCUGAUGCUGCUGGAGGAGUCGUGGAAGGAGUUCUUCAUCCUGGCCAUGGCCCAGUACCUCAUGCCCAUGAACUUUGCCCAGCUGCUGUUCGUUUACGAGGCGGAGAACAACAACCGCGAGAUUGUGGGCAUGGUCUCCAGGGAGGUGCACGCCUUCCAGGACGUGCUCAACCAGCUGUGCCACCUGAACGUGGACAGCACCGAGUACGAGUGCCUGAGGGCCAUCGCGCUCUUCCGCAAGUCCCCGCCGGCGGCUAGCUCCACGGAGGAUCUGGCCAACAGCUCCAUCCUGACAGGCAGCGGCAGCCCCAACUCCUCCGCCUCGGCCGAGUCCCGCGGCCUCCUGGAGUCCGGCAAGGUGGCGGCCAUGCACAACGAUGCCCGCAGUGCGCUCCACAACUACAUUUCGCGCACCCACCCCAACCAGCCGCUGCGCUUCCAGACGCUCCUCGGCGUCGUCUCCAUGAUGCACAAGGUCUCCAGCUUCACCAUCGAGGAGCUCUUCUUCCGCAAGACCAUCGGCGACAUCACCAUCGUUCGUCUCAUCUCGGAUAUGUAUAGCCAGCGCAAGAUCUAAGUGGAUAUCGGAAAUCUGAGUUGCCGUCGGCGAAUCGAAUCGAAUCGAAUGGAAUCCAAUCAUUCAUUCAUGCACUUGAAGUGCCUUCCUAGUGCUGGGAACUGUGAUAACCUCGGAUCCAUUUGGCAUUGGACAAUAUUCAAUCAGUGAAAGCUUACACAUCUCCAGGAGUUGAGCCUUAAACGCACCCUAAUACCUUAACCCACUCACUAGCUUAGUCGGAGUCUCCUAGCCUUAGCCUUACCCUUAGCCUUAACCCUAACCCAUCCACGAAGUGAUUCAAAUUGCAUUCGUAAAAGUUUCAAC
This is a messenger RNA of Drosophila obscura, 1799 nucleotides long. It is a transcript of the gene tll, whose product is annotated as protein tailless. Gene Ontology annotation, molecular function: zinc ion binding; nuclear receptor activity; RNA polymerase II cis-regulatory region sequence-specific DNA binding. Bases 129 to 1493 code for a protein of 454 amino acids. Gene Ontology annotation, biological process: anatomical structure development; positive regulation of transcription by RNA polymerase II; cell differentiation. Lineage: Eukaryota; Metazoa; Arthropoda; Insecta; Diptera; Drosophilidae. The record is from RefSeq and is a predicted model, not a curated record. The transcript has 2 exons.